AUGUCUGACGAAAUCGCCCACUUGAGACAAAAGGUCGCUGACCUCGUCGCCCGUAUCGAGGAGCUCGAGCAUGCCGCCGGAAAGAAGGUCUCCCAGGCCUUGACCCCCGCCGAGCAGCUUCGCAUGAUUUUGAUCGGUCCUCCGGGAGCUGGUAAGGGAACCCAGGCCCCUGCUAUCAAGGACAAGUUCAACGUCUGUCACUUGGCUACCGGUGACAUGCUCCGCGCCCAAGUCACCCAGAAGACUCCCCUCGGUGUCGAGGCCAAGAAGAUCAUGGACGCCGGAGGCCUCGUCUCCGACGACAUCAUGGUCGGCAUGAUCAAGUCCGAGCUCACCUCCAACCCCGAAUGCAAGCUCGGCUUCAUCCUCGACGGUUUCCCCCGUACUGUCCCCCAGGCCCACAAGUUGGACGCCAUGCUCGAGGAGAGGAAGGAGAAGUUGGAUCACGCGAUCGAGUUGCAGAUCGAUGACGCCCUCCUCGUUUCGCGUAUCACUGGUCGUUUGAUCCACCCCGCUUCCGGUCGUUCCUACCACAAGGAGUUCAACCCACCAAAGGUGGCCAUGACUGACGACAUUACCGGCGAGCCGCUCAUCCAGCGUUCCGACGAUAACGCCGAGACCCUCCGCAAGCGUUUGUCUACUUACCACGCUCAAACUGCUCCUGUUGUCGACUACUACCGCGCCAAGGGUAUCUGGUCUGGCAUUGACGCUUCUCAGUCUCCUAAGAUCGUUUGGGCCUCUUUGUCUGCCAUCUUUGCUAAGAAGGAGGUUGUGACUGGUGUUAAGGGUGCGAUCAACAAGGCUGUUGCUUUCGAGCACAAGAUUGAGGAGGCUGUUGGUUUGAGGAAGUAA
Molecule: messenger RNA, 852 nt
Organism: Saitoella complicata NRRL Y-17804
Lineage: Eukaryota; Fungi; Ascomycota; Saitoellomycetes; Saitoellales; Saitoellaceae
Product: adenylate kinase 1
Exons: 2
Coding region: 1-852 (283 amino acids)
Biological process (GO): ADP biosynthetic process
Cellular component (GO): cytoplasm; mitochondrion
Molecular function (GO): ATP binding; AMP kinase activity
Source: RefSeq, a predicted model, not a curated record